GAGAAUGUGUGUCUCGUUUUUUCUGAGCUGCCAGUUUGUUUUUUCUACUCUCAGUUAUAAACGGGAGGAGGAGAUAAGAGAGUUUGAGAUUUAAAAAAAAAGAUUGAAACCCACAGGACAAGUCAGCAGUUACUUGAAAAAGUAUUGGCCUGUCAGCAUGAAGUUAGCAACUGCAGGGUAGCGGCGUGUCAGUGAAGUGUGGAGCGUGGAUAACUGCUUAGCUCGUCUGUGUGCUUACAUCGUCAGUUGUCAUUAGCUGUUUAUUUAUUUUUUAUUGUUUCUAGUUUAAUUCGCUACAGCCUGAGAAUGAAAAGGUCAUGUGGAAUUUACGCGACUGGGAUUAUCUCUGCUCACCUACUUAUUAUUGGGAUCGCCCUCCUUGUGGCACAGGUUUUCCCGACCUUGUUUGAAAAGCGCCUUAAAUCGAAUAUAGUUUUGAAGAAUGGAUCAGAUGUUUUCAAAGCCUGGGAGAACCCUCCUCCUCCAGUGUAUAUUCAGUUUUUCUUCUUUAAUGUAACAAACUCUGAAGACAUUUUACAAGGCAAAAAACCUUCUGUUACCCAAGUGGGACCAUAUACUUAUCGGGAAUAUAGACCCAGAGUAAAUGUCACCUUCUUAGAAAAUGGAACAAAAGUGGCUGCACUGAGCCCUAAGACAUUUGUAUUUCAACCAGAUAUGUCAGCUGGCGACCCAGAGAUUGACCAAGUGACAACAGUUAACAUUCCUGCUGUGACUGUCAUGGAGUUAACAAAAUCCUCAUUCACAAGCCUUGUGAUUUUUUUCAUGAUGAAUGUGUAUGGAGUGGAGGUUUUUGCAACACAUACAGUCCAUGAACUUUUAUGGGGGUUCAAAGAUCCACUUCUUUCUAAACUUCAUUACGUGAAACCAGAAGUUGAUGAGUAUUUUGGUCUUAUGUAUAAGAAAAAUGGGACCAGUGAUGGGGACUUUGUUUUCAAAUCAGGAGAAGAUGAUUACAAAGAUUUUGGAAAAAUCUUUACUUGGAAUGGGCAAAGCACCCUGAAAUGGUGGAGCUCAAAUGAGAGCAAUAUGAUCAAUGGCACAGAUGGAAGUACUUUUCACCCACUCAUAUCAAAAGAUGAGUUGCUGUACAUUUUUGCAGCAGAUCUCUGCAGGUCCAUUUACAUAGCCUUUGAAAAGGAUGUAGAAGUAAAAGGAAUACCUGCCUACCGGUUCGCACCCCCUUCUGAGGUUUUGGCAGCACCAGAAAAAAACCCUUCAAAUGCUGGAUUCUGUGUUCCUUCUGGAGCAUGCUUAGGAGCUGGGGUGUUAAAAGUCAGCGUUUGCAGAAAUGAUGCUCCAGUUGUUGUGUCCUUUCCACACUUUUUCCAGGCUGAUCAGAAAUAUAUAGAUGCCAUUGAGGGGAUGCAUCCCAACAAGGAGGACCAUGAAACAUACCUGGAUGUUAACCCUCUUACAGGGUUUCCUGUUAGAGGAUGUAAAAGAGCACAGCUGAAUAUUAUAUUGGACAAGUAUGAUGCCUUCCCGCAAACCAAACUUCUGAAUCAAACAAUAUUCCCCAUUAUGUUCAUAAAUGAGAGUGUUAUCAUUGAUGAUAAAUCUGCUCAAAAUAUAAGGACACUGCUACUCAUUGCCACCAUUGUAACAAACUUUCCACUGAUAAUUGUUGGACUUGGAGUUCUAAUGUUGUGCAUUCUAAUCAUCUUGUUACUCCGUGCACGACAGCAGAAGAAAGCAACUACCAGAGACGACAUGGUAUACACUCAAGUUGCUGAGAAACAAGAAGAAAAUUGUAAAUCCAACCAUAAAGAAAACUCGCAGUCUAAGAUGGUGUCAUUUAUCAGCAUGACUCAGAUAGAGCAUUGAAAUUAGUCAAGUGGUGGGUAGGGGAUGGUGCCAAGAAUUCAGCAAUGGGACAGGGUUCUGAUGAACCUAACCUGUCAAGAUGUGACUUUUGCAGAGGUUCUUAUACUUGUGGCUGCUGUUUUAACAUUCAUUACAUUUUUUUAUAACUGGCCUUUUGUUUUCACACACACAGCCUAUGUGCAAUACAUUCCGAGACCUGUGCCAUUUUACAUUUACUUUUAGGUUCUCAUGUUGGAGUAGGUGAGUGCUGUUUCUCCAGUGUUGUAUUUUAAUUCUGAGGUAUACAGGAUUUCCUGUGGAGUGUUGAAAAUGUAAAGAAUAAGUGCCAUAUCAUUUUGUUUAGCAAAAGCUUUACUUAAAUUAUGUGUAAAUCAGAUGUGUAAAGAAAGCUGUUACAAAAUAGGUAGGUUUGUUUUGUCUGGCAAGAAAUGAAUCAUUUAAAUAUAGAAUUCUGCAACAGGUUAAAAUUUUGCAUGAGUAAAUACAAAUCCACAUUUUGUUAAGGGCUCUAAUUUAAAACUUAACACAACUUUAACAAGACAAAUAAGCUGUUUACUAAGCUUUAUAGUUUAGUUAACACUAGAUAAGGAUGCAAGAUUAAUUUAAAAAUGUAUUCAGUCACUUUAUCCAUCUUUCAGUGUAAACAUAUUCUGGUUUUUGACUAGAGUUCUGCAGGAAUGUCUGUGUACACAUCAAGCUUUUGUUUGACACAGUAGCCCUUACUUUUUCUUUUUCUUUUUUUUUUUUUUAAACUCCAACUGGGUAUAUGAAUUGGUAACAAACAGCCAACAAUAAUGUGAGAUAUUUUUUUCUGAAAUUUUUAGUAAAUGUUCAAGGCAUCUUUAGGAUAUUAAUAGGUUAGAUCCCAUUCUUCAUCUCAAGCCCUGUGUGGUGUUUUUUGUUUUUUGUUAAAUUUUCGAGAGGCCAAAUACUGUUGUUAAUGUGAACAUAAAAUUGUGCACUUUUUGUGAAGGUUAGUAAUUGUAUUUAUUACUCUGCUUUGAACUGAUAAGACUGUUCAUAUGAGAUUAUGAUUUUGUAAUUUUUCUUUUCCUUUCAGUGUGUUUGUUUAAUUUAUAGCAAUGACAGUUUUUCGAUUGUGAAACGGAGCUCCCAGGGAGCUGUCCUUGUUUACCACACGUUGUCAGUCAUAUUUGGAUGGCAUUCUGUGGGAUGCUUUGCUCCUGUGCACCUCUGUGUUAAAGAGAAGUUCCGAGGUAGUUUUUGUAAAUUGUAUCAAGGGCUGAAAUAUUGUAACAGAAGUACAUUGUAACACGUUUACAUGUAGAAAUUAAGUAUGAACUAAGAGAGGGGUGUAAAUGUAUUGAAAAUGCUGCCCUGUAAUCUAUUUCAAAUAACAACCUGAAAUACAGCACAAUAGAGUUUACCCAAAAAUCUGAAAAGCUUUCCCAAUGCUAGAUUUUAUGUUUUUGGCAGUGUGAGACGUGAUUGUGACAGUUCUGUGAAAGAGUUCUGCAGCUUGGCUUUUAAGGAAAGGGUAUUUGGCUAAAGUUUACUUUAUGAGGUAUUUCUUCACAAAUUAUAUAUUGCAAUGCAUGUGGGCAUGGAACAUUACAUUGGGGCAGAUGAGUGUGUUUCAGGACAUCUGAAAUUUGUCCAAAUAGUGCAGACUUCUUAACAAUUUGUCUGAAUUUUCAGUUUCCAAGUAACUAUUGCUACAUCAAUGGGAGAACUUUUAGACAAAAUUUAAUGGUAACAUUCAAUAGAUUGUUCACCUUGCACCAAGUGCAGCAUUUACAGACCUGUCCCGAGGCAGUAAUGUAUGUUUGUUUCUUGAUUAGUUUGUUCAGAUUGUUGUUGUGCUUGAUGCUGACUCUAAUCUUCUGAUGGAAGGUAUUGUAUGAGAAGUGGCUGUUGUUAAUUUUCAAUUUCUUGGUAGCCUCUGCACCAUCCUUGGGUGAAACAAAGCGAUUUCUUCUUUCUCCUGGUGGCCUUAUUUGAUCAAGACACUUUUGUAAAACAUCUGUAAGUCAUGCAUUGACUUUUCCAUUUUGACCAAGCAUGCCUAUAUUGCCAUGUGACACACGUCGUCACUGCCUGAGCCAAGAGAGUUUUUACUCUUAAUUCAGAUAUGCUGCACAACUCAAAGAUCAUUUCUGAAGUUUAUUUUAUACUAUAUAUCUCAAAAUAGUUCAUUGUAUAGUCUUAUUUGUUACAUAAGAAUUGGGUAGGACGUUAUUUUGUGUAAAAGAAUAUGUUGUUAAAUGUUCCACCUUUUAUCCUAAUUACAAGCAAUAACAUCUGAAACUAAUAUAUCUUCCUUGAUGCACUGAUAUGCCCAGAUGAUGUUCAGUACUCUUAUAUGAACAUUUUCUGUUAAUAAGGUAAAAUUAUAUAUGCAGCGUUAUAAUUUCUAAAAAAUUGUAGUCGUUCACUGUUCAUAAGUUUCCAUAACUGUUACAAAUUAAUAUGCUUGCACUAUUCGCUGCAUUUACAUAUACCAGAGCAAAAGCAGAAAUGCAAGGUAUAUUAUUUUAUAAGUGAUGUAGUAAUAGCUUUUUUCUUUUGUGUAACAAGAAUUUAUAAGCUGCUGUUUGAAAGUGUUUAUAAGAAUCAGUGUCUCCCUAUUUCAGUCUUAAAUAUAAAUUUAAGAAUAAUGAAGUUAAUAUCGAAUAUCAAUGCACAAGUUAACCAUUACAGUAACACCGAAAUUGGAUAUGAAGAAUAAAUUUGCUGUAGAUUAUGUUCUUAAAAAUGUAUGUAAAAAUGCUUCUUUUUAGGAGGUUUGAAAGUAUCUGAAGUGUAAUUUUUCAUUUUGAAUUCAAAGUGUUUUUUAAAAGAUAGCGUAAAUAGUGGUGCUUUGUCUUUUAGUUGAAAGAUGAUAAAUACAGUGACAAUAUUUAUUACUUGUUUAAAAAUCAGAAAAGAGGACAGAAUUAUGACACUAGCCUUAAAAAUAGGCAAUUUUCUUAACACCCACUCCACACCCCACCCUGUAAGUAUUUGUAACAACACUAAUUGAAAGUAAUGUGGAAACAAAGAAAACAAGCAUAGCGAUUGUGUUCCAGUUUUCUGUAGUCCUCCAGACAUGGACUAUCUUUAAAGGGGGAAAACAUGGUUGAUUUUCGGGCUCAAAUCGUGUUUUCAGUGUGCUCAAUGUACACCUGGGUGGACCUUCGCAUUCUCCAGGAGUUGUGCUGUCUUGAUUUUUAGGCCUGUCCUUUUUUCAGUUAUCAUUUGUCAAAACUAAAACUUUUUAUAUGCCCAAAAGCCAAAAUUAGAAAGAAAGUUCACUAUCAAAAUAAUAAUAGUGUGCCUUUCGUGCUGGUGUACAACGUGUAAACAUUUGCCUAAAAAUAAGACCCAAGAAUUGCACUGUGUUUUAAAAUAUUAGCAUUCACACAAUCCUGGAGUGUGUAGGUUUUGUUGUGUUGCUGUCAUCUCAUCAAAGGUGUACACUAAUCUGUCUUUCUAGUGUUUUUCUUAAAUUCUCAUGCUAAUCCACCAUAUCUUUUGUACCUUGAGUUAUUCAGUUGAGAUGCAGCCAUGAAGUUAAAGUGUUUUGGAUUGCAUUUUACUAAUCUCAGAAACAAACUCAAAUAGUAGAAUCCCUAUGGUGGGCAGGGGAUAUUUAAAAACUCAGGGUAACAUUAAGCACAAGAGCACAUGAAGUUAAAUAUAGUACUACUCGGUGGAUAAAUUCUAUGCAAGAAUUAAUAUAUACAAUUAGGCUUUUUUCUGGUAGAUUUUAGUAAUUGUUGAAAUGUGCAAAUGUUUUAUGCAUUAGAAUAUUACUAGUGUAUUUUUCUUUUCUUUUUUUUUUUCUUAUUUUUAUCUCUUUUGGGAACAAACAAGGUGCUGAUCAGACAAACUGUUUCAAACAGCAACAUCUCCAGCAUCACAUCUGUUCAAAAUAUUGCUAUUACAUUUAUAAAAUCACACACACAAACAAAAAAAAAAAUGUUUUGAAAGUGUGUUUUGUACAAGUCUUGUGAUAUAUUUGAAAUAAAAAAGUAUUUUCAGUCA
Molecule: messenger RNA, 5832 nt
Organism: Polypterus senegalus (gray bichir)
Lineage: Eukaryota; Metazoa; Chordata; Cladistia; Polypteriformes; Polypteridae
Gene: scarb2a
Product: scavenger receptor class B, member 2a
Exons: 12
Coding region: 307-1845 (512 amino acids)
Biological process (GO): protein targeting to lysosome; receptor-mediated endocytosis
Cellular component (GO): lysosome; cytoplasm; membrane
Molecular function (GO): scavenger receptor activity
Source: RefSeq, a predicted model, not a curated record